CGCUUGAGAUUUUUCCUGUCGCCUUACCUCUAUGGUGCCUCCUCCGUUUUCUCUCCCGUUGCUGCUGCGGACGACAAGAUGGCGGCGGCGGUAGUGGCGGCGGGCCCAGGCUUAGCCCCUGCGGGCCCCUUCGAGAGCCGCGUCCUGGCCUACACCCUGCACCGCUGGAGCAGCUUCUCCUCCACGUACCUGCCCGAGAAUAUUUUAGUAGACAAGCCCAAUGAUCAGUCUUCACGGUGGUCUUCUGAAAGCAACUACCCUCCCCAGUAUCUGAUCUUGAAACUCGAAAGACCUGCCAUAGUCCAGAGCAUCACAUUUGGAAAAUAUGAGAAGACCCAUGUCUGUAAUUUAAAGAAGUUUAAAGUUUUUGGUGGGAUGAAUGAAGAAAACAUGACAGAUUUGCUAUCUAGUGGCUUAAAGAAUGACUAUAAUAAAGAAACAUUCACCUUGAAGCAUAAGAUUGAUGAGCAGAUGUUCCCGUGUCGAUUUAUUAAGAUAGUUCCACUGCUGUCGUGGGGUCCAAGCUUCAACUUUAGCAUCUGGUAUGUCGAACUUAAUGGCAUCGAUGAUCCGGAGGUGGUCCAGCCCUGCCUCAAUUGGUACAGCAAGUACCGUGAACAGGAAGCCAUUCGCCUCUGUCUGAAGCACUUUCGGCAGCACAACUACACGGAGGCCUUUGAGUCCCUGCAGAAGAAAACCAAGAUUGCGCUAGAGCACCCCAUGCUGACAGACCUUCAUGACAAGCUGGUCUUGAAGGGAGACUUCAACGCUUGUGAAGAGUUGAUAGAGAAAGCUGUGAAUGAUGGUUUGUUCAACCAGUAUAUCAGUCAGCAGGAAUACAAACCACGAUGGGGUCAGAUAAUCCCCAAAAGCACCAAAGGUGAUGGUGAGGACAGCAGGCCUGGAAUGAGAGGAGGCCAUCAAAUGGUCAUUGAUGUGCAGACAGAAACAGUUUAUUUGUUUGGUGGCUGGGAUGGGACUCAGGACUUGGCUGACUUCUGGGCGUAUAGCGUGAAGGAAAACCAGUGGACAUGUAUAUCAAGAGAUACUGAAAAAGAGAAUGGCCCCAGUGCCAGGUCAUGUCACAAGAUGUGCAUUGACAUCCAGCGAAGGCAGAUCUACACACUGGGCCGUUACCUGGAUUCCUCUGUGAGAAACAGCAAGUCUCUGAAAAGUGACUUCUAUCGCUAUGACAUUGACACAAACACGUGGAUGUUGCUGAGUGAGGAUACUGCUGCGGACGGAGGCCCCAAGCUUGUGUUUGAUCAUCAGAUGUGUAUGGAUUCAGUGAAGCACAUGAUCUACACCUUUGGAGGAAGGAUUUUGACGUGCAAUGGUAGCGUGGAUGACAGCCGAGCCAGUGAGCCACAGUUCAGUGGCCUCUUUGCCUUUGACUGUCGAUGCCGGACGUGGAAGCUCUUGCGAGAGGAUUCCUGUAAUGCUGGUCCUGAAGACAUCCAGUCUAGAAUAGGACACUGCAUGUUGUUCCAUUCAAAAAACCGUUGCCUGUACGUCUUUGGAGGGCAGAGGUCGAAAACAUACCUGAAUGAUUUUUUCAGUUACGAUGUAGACAGUGAUCACGUGGAUAUCAUCUCGGAUGGCACGAAGAAAGAUUCAGGAAUGGUUCCAAUGACUGGCUUCACCCAAAGAGCUACCAUUGAUCCAGAACUAAAUGAAAUCCAUGUGCUGUCUGGACUUAGUAAAGACAAGGAGAAGAGGGAAGAGAAUGUUCGAAAUUCCUUCUGGAUUUAUGACAUUGUAAGGAACAGCUGGUCUUGCGUCUACAAGAACGAUCAAGCAGCCAAAGAGAACCCAAGCAAAAGCCUUCAGGAGGAGGAGCCCUGCCCCCGUUUUGCACACCAGCUUGUGUAUGACGAGUUGCACAAGGUCCAUUAUUUGUUUGGAGGGAAUCCAGGCAAAUCCUGUUCUCCAAAGAUGCGGCUGGAUGAUUUUUGGUCCCUGAAGCUGUGUCGACCUUCCAAGGAAUACCUGCUGCGCCACUGCAAAUACCUAACAAGGAAGCACAGGUUUGAAGAGAAGGCCCAGACAGACCCACUAAAUGCCCUGAAAUACCUGCAGAAUGACUUGUUUGUCACUGUAGACCACUCGGAUCCGGAGGAGACGAAAGAAUUCCAGUUACUUGCUUCAGCCCUCUUCAAGUCUGGCUCAGACCUGAGCACUCUGGGGUUUUCCGACGUUGACCACAUCUACGCCCAACGAACUCAGCUGUUUGAUACCUUAGUGAACUUCUUUCCCGACAACAUGACGCCUCCCAAGGGCAACCUGGUAGACCUCAUCACGCUGUGACAGGGCAGUUGCUGGACACGUGGAAGGAGGGGACGGGGGGUGGGUGGGAGAGAACUUUUUUUUUUGCUUUCAGUAUUUUUAAUUUUUUGUGUGUGUCUGCAUUGAUUAAUUGAGUGACUGGUGGACUGCAGUAAUAGAGCUACCUGACAUUGAAGGGGGUUUAUGGAUAAUACCAAAUGGGAUUGAGCUAAUAAAAGGCAAUUGAUGUUCUUCUAA
Messenger RNA from Rhineura floridana, 2523 nucleotides. RefSeq names its product muskelin 1 (gene MKLN1). Gene Ontology annotation, cellular component: cytoplasm. The transcript is spliced from 18 exons. Gene Ontology annotation, molecular function: protein binding. Lineage: Eukaryota; Metazoa; Chordata; Lepidosauria; Squamata; Rhineuridae. The coding region runs from base 79 to 2307 and encodes 742 amino acids. The record is from RefSeq and is a predicted model, not a curated record.